CUGUUCAUUACCUUUUAGAAUAACGCGUCCACAUUUCUUUAAAGCUUUCUCCCACUACUCCCACAUAAACACAUUCUCAUCAUGUCGCUGCCAUACACUAUGGUCUUCACUCUCUUGAUGACAGAGAUGAUCACCUUUAUCUUUCUGAUUCUCCCACUGCCAUUCAAAUGGAGAAGAGGAAUGCUCAAUUUCUUGUCAAAAUCACCCUUCAUGGCUCAUAUCCAAUAUGUCAUGAAGAUUGUCUUUAUCUUCGUGUUUAUUCUCUUCCUUGAUUCCUUGAACCGUGUCAUCAAGGUUGAGGAGAUUGUCAGCGACAGUGAUCAUCAUCAUCAUCAUCACGCUCACACAGAUACAUCUGUUGCGGCUAAACGCUUCUAUGCUCAACGCAAUAUGUACUUGACCGGCUUCACCCUGUUCUUGUCAUUGAUCUUGAACCGUACGUUUUUCACGAUCUUGGAUCUGAUCAAGAGUGAGGAGAAGAUGGAAGUUGUCAAGAAGCAGGCUGCUCAACAGAGCAAAGAAUAUGAACGUCUUCUUGAGUCUGAGAAGAAGCUGAAGAAGGAGCUCGAGGACUUACAAAAGAUUGCAUCAAGCCAUGAAUCAACCAAGCAGGACCUAGAGAAUUUGAAGAAGCAGGCCAGCCAGCAGCAGCAGGAAUAUUUGCGCAUGGCGGACGAGAACAGUACUCUGGAGAAGAAGUUGAAGGGUACCAAGUCUGAGAACAAGAAGGACAUUUAACCACACAAGGCAAAAUGAUGAAAAAAAUGACGUCUUGAUCUUCAUUUCAACAUGAUAAUAUGUCAUAAUACAAAGCAGCCAGAACAAAUAAACGAAAAGAAACUACAUCCCCUCCUUUUUUUUAAAAAUUUCUUUUUUAUUAUUAAAACGAAC
Molecule: messenger RNA, 891 nt
Organism: Lobosporangium transversale
Lineage: Eukaryota; Fungi; Mortierellomycota; Mortierellomycetes; Mortierellales; Mortierellaceae
Product: B-cell receptor-associated protein 31-like-domain-containing protein
Exons: 7
Coding region: 82-738 (218 amino acids)
Biological process (GO): endoplasmic reticulum to Golgi vesicle-mediated transport; intracellular protein transport
Cellular component (GO): endoplasmic reticulum; endoplasmic reticulum membrane
Source: RefSeq, a predicted model, not a curated record